Rangifer tarandus platyrhynchus (Svalbard reindeer) is the source of this 420-nucleotide messenger RNA. The record is from the annotation of a GenBank genome assembly. Lineage: Eukaryota; Metazoa; Chordata; Mammalia; Artiodactyla; Cervidae.
AUGAGCCUGGGUUCUCAAAUGACUCUGUGGGGAAGAGGUGCCUCUCCCACUCUGGGUUUCACCUACUCACUAUUAUGCCAAGAGCACAGAAAACUUUAUUCAUCCACACUGCUCGGGAGAAGGGUAGGCUCACUUCAAUAUGGUAUCCUCUUGGGCCUCCGCCAGCUCAUGCUCGAUGUGCUUCUGCUCAUCCGGCUUCUUCUUCUCCUCGGCUGCGAGCCUACUCUCCUCUUCUGCCCGGGGUUUCAGGUAAUUGUAGCGCUUGUAGGCCAUGCUGAGGAACAGGGCGGAGUAACGGCCGAGCUUGAUGAGCAGAGAGACCUGCACCGGCGGAACCAUCUUGUCCGUGACUCUCGCAGAACUGAUGCUUUUGAACUGUGGUAUUGGAGAAAACUCUUGAGAGUCCCUUGGACUGCAUGA